AUGAGCCGCCUGGUGGCGCCCGCCCUCUCCAUCCCCUCGCUGGGGCCCGGCUCCGGAACCUCCGGGGCCCGGGAAGCGCCCGGCUCCACUGCGCGCUUGGGCGCGCCAUUUUUGGGCGCGCCGGCCUCAAGCCAUGCGGCGAUAGCCGGUGUGCACGAGUUUCAGGCGCCCAAAGCCCCAGUGCUCCAAGCGGCGCCAGCUGCGCCGGAGGCGGAACUUCCGCGGAGGCUACAGGCGCCAAUGUUGGCUCCCCACCUGGCCCUCUCUGCCGACAGCGACUCCUCCCAUGACCUGCGAGCCCACUCCGCGCACGACGCGCACGCGCGGCCGUCCAUCGCUGGGUACCCCCCGGCGCCCUCAGGGUAUUCGCCAGGGCUGGGGUACUCAGAGCAGUCAGAGCCGAUGUCGGUGGGCUCUCUUGAGGAGUCGCAGUGGUUGGACGGCGACAUGGGCUCAGGCUCCGCCGGACACGGCCUGAACGGGGCACUGUCCACCUACGGGGCGCCGGCGGAGUGGUGGCACGACUCAAUCAUCCUGGGCCGGCUGAGCGCCCUGGCACUCCGCUACUUUGCCAACAAGGCGCUGCAGCGGCCCUGGGCGGCCUGGCGCCGCCUGCUGGAACUCGGCCGCCAGAAGCAGCGGGAGGUCUUGAAGCACCAGCUGCAGCUGGCACUGAGGCGCUGGCACAGGACCUCUGUGCUCCAUGGGCGGCGGCUUUCAACAAAGCUGCCGUUGCUGGGGGCCUUGCAGAAGAUUCUUCGAUCCCAUUUGGCGCCGGCGUGGGGGCGCUAUCGACAGGCAGUCUUUGUCCAGAGGGACGUGGACCGCCGGCUGCGGCUGCUGCACAUCAUUCGACGCAAGAUGAUGAACACCAUGGCGCAGGUACAUUACUGUCAGACCCUGCUGCGUUUGGGGCUUGCUGGCCUUUGGCUGGCUGCCAAGAGCAAGGAAGACGCGCCGCCUACGCCAGCCUCUCCGGAGGCUCCCUGCACCAGCUGUGCCUGCACCGGCUUUGCUUCAUACUUCGCAGUGCCCCGGACAUCAGGAGGCGGCGCAAACCGGAGCACUGUAGAAUUCGUGGUUUCCGUGGCGUGCACGUUCAGUCGUCAGCCGAGCUUGGCGACGCUGGUGGUUCGCCACACGUCGGGGACCUCGAGCUACGACCCAACCCCGAAGCUCUUCCUUCCACGGGAGAUUUGCCCGGAGGAUGCGCCGGAGGAACCUCUCAUCUCGCAGGUGACGCCAGAACGACGAUGGCCUCGCGUCCGGCUGGGGAUUGCUUCUCUUUGCAGCCUCCUCUGUGCAGCAUCACUGCUGCUUUGGGCAUACCCGCGGGCAGAUCGUGUGGCCAGGAGUGCGAGCGAUCCGAUUGAGGCCAUGGCGGCGUGGCAGGAGAUCCUGGAGACCUAUCCCCGGAACUCCUCCCAACAACUCGAGGAGUGGGAGCGGAUACCUGGCAUGGCGAAGGUCAUUGAGCACGCCAAGAGCCUCGAGCCGAAGAUCCCGCUGCGGGGCCUACAGGACCUGUACACUGGAUACUCCAACGGCUAUGAGGGCACCGAUGAGCUUCCCUGGGUCCGCACGGAGUGCGUCAUCGACACCGUUCAGGCGACCGCAUACCUGGUGCAGGCGGUGGUGUUUUUGUAUCGGGCCAUCGAUGAGACGGGGCUGAAGUGCGGGGACUCGGACUACGGCUGCGCCAUGACGGUCACGGGCUUCAUCGCCUCCCUGACCUGGGUGGGUUCCUAUCUGAGCCUCGCAGCCUCCGCUUGCGCGGAGGCGGUAAACUCCGACGCGCUCUGCGCGGCGGACUGGCUGGGGCUCACCACCGCCUUCGCCGAGAUCGCGCGCGCGGGGAGCUCCGUAGGUACCCACUGCAACUUCCCGUCCAAGGCAAAGCAGCUGCUGGGCUUUGAGACCUUGUCCACCACCUCCCGGCCCUACCAGAAGUUCUUCCCCGCCGCACAGCCCCCGAAAGCGGCGGACACCGCCUACGCCAUCAAGCUGCUGCACCAGGCAAACAGGGAGCGUGCUUUCGACAUCACCGCCUGCGUGGCGGAUAGUUUUAAUGCUGCCGGCUUCUUGGUGCGGGUGCUUCUGCAGGUCCGCGCCUCUGGCAAGGGCUGCCCUGAUCCCAGGAAAUGUGCCAUCGGCAUCUUGAACGUCAUCUCUUCCUUCUCGUGGAUUUCGCAGAUGUCGCUGCUUGCAGUGUCGGACUGCACGGAGGAGGGCUCGAAGAACGCCUUGUGCGGCGCCGACAUCUCCGCGUUGGUGGCGGCGAGCACCAUGGGCCCAGCUGCGGGCAUGGCCACCGUGUCAGCCCAGCAGCCGCCUUCGGCUUUGGCAAUGCCUUCGAUUUAG
This is a messenger RNA of Effrenium voratum, 2361 nucleotides long. The record is from the annotation of a GenBank genome assembly. Lineage: Eukaryota; Dinophyceae; Suessiales; Symbiodiniaceae.